This is a messenger RNA of Cucumis melo (muskmelon), 3888 nucleotides long. Its product is annotated as ubiquitin carboxyl-terminal hydrolase 8-like. Bases 1194 to 3521 code for a protein of 775 amino acids. The transcript is spliced from 12 exons. Lineage: Eukaryota; Viridiplantae; Streptophyta; Magnoliopsida; Cucurbitales; Cucurbitaceae. Gene Ontology annotation, molecular function: cysteine-type deubiquitinase activity. Gene Ontology annotation, biological process: protein deubiquitination. The record is from RefSeq and is a predicted model, not a curated record.
GCAUAAUGACUUUGAAUCAACAUCGAAUUAUGGUGGCCGGCUUUUCAGAGACGAAGAUAUAUCGCAGGCUGUUUUUCCUUUGCAAAUUAGGAUCUUGGUAUCAUGGGAAACAAAUUUGUUAACUGUGAAGAUAAACCGAAAGGAACAGAAUCAAUGUGUAAAAUAUUUGGGAUGGAAUCUUUGUUAGAGAAGAAAUACUUUCAUUAAAAAUGAAGAUGGGGUAUCUUCCCAGGUUCCAGAAGCUGCUCAAGGAGGUUAAAAGGGUCUCUAACGUAUUGGAGACAGAGGUCCUACAAAAGAAGUAUUUGAGACAGGAAUGAUUUUAAUUUUUUUGAUUAAGAGCUCCAAAGAGAGCCAGUGAAUAUGACCAGCUAUAUGAUUGUUACAUUAACUCUCUUUGGAAGUCGUACUAUUUCUCUCUAACCAUACUUUCCAAAUGAAAGCUAAAUGUGGAGCCAAGUAAAGAUAUUCUUUGAGCAUGCCAGGUAAUUUUGAGAAUGAACAUCUCACGGGGUUUCUUAUGGUCAAUAUGGUUGGAGUGUAACUCUUGCAUUUUCUUAGACAAGGAACAAGAUUUUCAAUCUUUUUUUUUACUUCCACCAGCCUUUUUAGCUCUGUGUAAAUGUCCUCCCUUUAGUAAUUAUAGCCUUAUUAGUCUUUUGCCCAACUGUAAAUCUUUUUGGUAAUCCAUUGGGAAGAUGUCUUUUUGUAAUUUCAUUUUGUCAAUGACUAGUUUUCUUUCCUUUCAAAAAAAAAAAAAAAAAAAAGAAAAAAGAAAAUAUCUCUUGAGGGUUUAGAAACCUUAAAAAAUUUCCUUGCUAAAAUGUGUUCCUCUCCAACCAGACCCAUUUGUAAAUUUUGGAAUGGAAGGAAGUGUUGUUUUUUACUUGGGCAAGGAAUUCAAAAUCUUCAAAAUUUAAUUUAUUUAUUCUGUAAACGAAAUCUUCUUGAGCUAUUCUUUUGUUGAUCACAUUCUGGACUCCAUUGUGCUCUUUUAUUAUGUAUUCCUUCCCAUCAUUAUUAAUAAAGAAGUAAAACCCUUCAGCCUCUCCCCCAUUUCUAGGCUUCUCUAUUAUUCUCAAUGUAUAACAUUCUUGUACUUUUAAGUUUAUUAAUAAUAUUGAAGCUUGUCUCCUUUUCAAAAGAAAAGAAAAGAAAAGAAAAGAAAAAUAUACAGCCUCUCUUCUUCUUUGAUGUGGUCUUUGUAUGGUCUCCAUCCCCACCCCAAAAAUGAAACAAAAGAAUCCCACAACUACGAUAAAUCCACAAGAAGUCUCAAGAGGAGGGCUUUUUGGUUGCCCCCACGAAGCUGGUCUCCUGGUCACAAGACUUUUAAUGAGACACAAUUAUUCGCCUGGGAUAACUCAGCUAACUUUUAUAAGAGAGCUUCCGUAAUUUUCAAUUCUAACUCUGAACUGUUUCACAUUUGGGACUUCUCAGGGCAAACAAAUAAACUUUUCACAAAUAACUCGAACAAUUUUCUUGAUGGUUCUCUUGUUCAAGGAGUCAAAGAGGUCAUUCUUGAGUUACAAGUCCAUGAAACUUUGGACAAUAUGAUGGGUCGAUAUGGGAAGGAUGCAAAGCUAACUGAAGAACAGCGAAAGACUGAAAAGUCCCCCAUUAUCAUAAAUGGGAUCACAGAUAAAGUGAAAUUUCAUUUGACUGAAUCUGACCGUAUGAUAGCUGGAAAUAGUUUUGGUGUAGCCAGUUCAAUGGGUUUGACAGGAUUGCAGAAUCUCGGGAAUACUUGCUUCAUGAAUAGUGCUCUUCAAUGCUUGGUGCAUACACCAAAGCUUGUUGAUUAUUUCCUUGGAAAUUUCCAAAAGGAGAUAAAUUAUGAUAAUCCUUUGGGGAUGAAAGGAGAGCUUGCCUUAGCUUUUGGAGACUUGCUCAGGAAACUAUGGGCCCCUGGCUCGAAGUCAGUGCCUCCAAGAAUGUUUAAACUUAAACUUGCUAAUUUUGCUCCCCAGUUCAGUGGUUAUAAUCAGCACGAUUCCCAGGAAUUUCUUUCUUUUUUGUUGGAUGGCCUUCAUGAAGAUCUAAAUCGUGUUAAAUGCAAGCCAUAUUUUGAAGCAAAGGAUGUAGAGGGCCGCCGAGACGAAGAAGUAGCUGAAGAAUAUUGGCAAAAUCACCUUGCUCGUAAUGAUUCUAUUAUAGUUGAUUUAUGCCAGGGUCAGUACCGGUCAACAUUGGUGUGCCCUGCUUGCAAUAAGUUGUCAGUUACAUUUGAUCCAUUUAUGUACCUUUCUUUGCCAUUGCCGUCAACAACAAUGCGCAGUAUGACUCUGAUGGUAAUUUCAUGUGAUGGGAUUUCAUUGCCUUCUACAUUUACUGUAUCAGUGCCAAAGUCGGGAAGACUGAAAGAUCUUAUUGAUGCUUUAAGCACUGCUUGUUCUUUGAGAGCGGAUGAGACCCUGUUGGUAGCUGAGGUAUACAAGAAUCGCAUUUGUCGUGUUCUGGAGGAUCCAUCUGAUUCACUGGCCUUGAUUAGGAAUGAAGACAAGCUUGUUGCUUAUAGGUUUCCAAGAGACGAUGAAUCAUCCAAGUUGAUUGUCUACAUGCAUCAACAGUCAGAAACGCAUGAUAAUUCAGGAAAGCUAAUUUCAGGCUCGAAAACAUUUGGAGCCCCAUUUGUAGCAAAAGUGCCUGACCUUUCUCAUGAAUCGGAUAUUCGUCAGCUGUUCCUUAAGUUUCUUGAUCCAUUAAAAAUGCCUGCAGAGGAUACGUUUAGGAACUGUGAUGGUGAAGCUGGCGUUUCUGCUAAUGAUGACUUCGAGAUGGAUGAUGCCUCAGACCCGGAAAACUCGGAUCCUGAUGGCAGUCCAAGUGAUGAAACUGUUGCAAACUCUUGUUUGCCUGCUGAUUUCACAUUCUAUUUGGCUCAUCAGAUGGGAGCUUCUGAAGGUACCUUGAUUAAAUUAAAUGAACCUCUAGCUAUCUCCAAAUCAACUGAGAGACUGGAUGUGAUUGUUAUGUGGCCGGACACGAUGGUUAAUAAAUAUGAUACAUGUCUAAUGAGUUCAUUGCCUGAUGUUUCCAAACCAAAUUUACACCCAAGGAGACUUCAAGAGUCUGUCGAUUUGUACAAGUGCCUUGAAGCUUUCUUGAAGGAGGAACCUUUAGGACCUGACGAUAUGUGGUACUGUCCUAGAUGCAAGAAGCCUCAACAAGCCAGGAAAAAGUUGGAUCUCUGGAGGUUGCCUGAGAUUCUUGUCAUUCAUCUCAAAAGGUUUUCAUAUAGCCGAUUUUUUAAGAACAAGUUGGAAACAUUGGUUGAUUUUCCAAUAGACGAUCUAGAUUUGUCAAACUACAUUGCUUACCAGAACAGCCAUUUGAGCAAUCGUUAUAUGUUAUAUGCUGUUAGUAAUCACUACGGAGGGAUGGGCGCAGGUCACUAUACUGCAUAUGUUCUUCACGGCGGUAAAUGGUACGAUUUCGACGAUGAUCGGGUUAUGUCUGUCAGUGAAGACGUUGUAAAGUCGUCUGCUGCUUAUGUUUUAUUCUACAAAAGAAUUCCAUAAGUAUUAUCUGGUAAAAGUUUUACACAUGGUUUUGAAGGUUAGUGUUAGACAACACCUUACACACCUACACACACUCCCCAAAAGGAGUUUUUUCUGGUUUACUUUGUUUAGGAGCAGUAUCUUCUCCCUUACGACAUCAUCACUUUUAUACAACUGUAUUAUGUUUGGGAGACAAGAAAAGAAGAAAAUGGAAACUUACGUACAGCAAGAAAAGCACUUUUGGGGGGACAAGUAUAAGAUUUUUGCCUCCCAUCAUAGGGGUAUUGUCUGUAAUUCCUUGUGUAUAUAUUACUCACUGCAAGAAGAAAAUCUUCACUCAAGCCUUCAAUUAUUGAAAUGGAGAAAAAAGCACCAUCUCUUUUGGUUA